This is a messenger RNA of Lates calcarifer (barramundi perch), 2509 nucleotides long. Its product is annotated as E3 ubiquitin/ISG15 ligase TRIM25. Bases 237 to 1922 code for a protein of 561 amino acids. The transcript is spliced from 5 exons. Gene Ontology annotation, molecular function: protein binding. The record is from RefSeq and is a predicted model, not a curated record. NCBI's taxonomy places the organism in Eukaryota, Metazoa, Chordata, Actinopteri, Centropomidae.
CUUUAGGGCAGAAACACCUGGGGAGGAACAACCCAAACUACUGCACACAUCAGCCAAUCAGCAGCUCCGCAGCCCGAGUGAAACAUGGAGUCAAACUGGUCGAACCAGAAACAUGUUGAGCUGAAUGAAAGAAUGUUGAGUCCAGAGACCAAGAGAGAGACGGAGAUUUACAGCGACAACGCCUCAGGACUGGAUUUAUUCUGAUUUGACUUUUAAAUGAAGACUCAGACACAAACAUGGAGACAGACACAGCUGUUCUCACUGAGGUCUCCAGUGUUGAAUUAAAGAAAAUGACUCAUCAGGAUAAUCAACAAAACUCUACUGAAACAAGUCUGACAGAACAACAGCCUUGUCCUGUGGAGGAACCUUCACAGGAGAAUGUCCAGACAGAGUCUGAAAUUCAUGUCCAAGAGGACGAUUUAACCACCGAAUCACCCCAAGGUGACUGUAAAGACAAAGAUGUGAAGGUGAAAGAUCAUCUGAAGACAAACCAGAGGGAGAGACGGACGAUCAGCCCUCUGACUCUUCUCAAAGAGGACUUCAGUCAGUUUAAAGAGGAAGUGUUAAAAGUGUUUAAGGACAAAGACACGAGGACGGAGAAUGAGGAUCGCCCGUCAAGCAGUGCGCUUAGUCUUCUGAGAGAGGACCUGAGCCAGUUUAAAGAAGACGUCACCAGUAUUUUCAACAUCAGCUCGGCCAAGGACAAAGAUCUGAAGUCCACAGAUCCUAAAACCAGUCAGUCAGCAGAGAGGACGAUCAACCUGAGCAUCUCCAGUGUCUUCAGAAUCAGUCUUUCAAAGGAGAAGGACAAUAAGAUCCUCGCUCCUCACUCCUCCAAAAUAAAAGCUGAAAGAACUGAUGACCCCAGUAGGAGUCUGUUUAGAAGAGACCAAAAACUUUCACAGACUUCUGAAAAAGCAGAUGACAGUCAGGAGGUGAAGACGCUUUCAGAAAAGACUGAGGACCAAACAGACAAUGAUUUAAAAGAAAAACUCUCAGAGCAGAAUGAAGAAACAGUCGAUGCAGAGAAAACAAACAACGCCAUAAAAGAUGAGGUGAAUGAAUCAGAGGACAGAGAGGUGGACAUCGAUGUGUCUGAGGAGACGACAACAGGUGUUUCUGAACCACAACAAAGCAAAGAGACGACAUGUAGGACAGCUGAUCAGAGUCGAGGGAGUGAUGACUCCACUGAGGUAUCAGGGGAAGACGAGGAGAUAAAAGAGGAGAAAGAAGAGGAUAAACCUUCAGAGACUCUUCCCCUGGAGACUCUGUUCUCUGGCAUCAGCCUUAUCAGUCUGACAGAUGCCAAAAAACAUGACGUGAGGGAUGAGCCAGGACGAGACCUGUGGUCUGUGAAGAACUUUGCCUGUUAUUUGACCUUUGACCCCAACACUGCUAACUCAGAGCUCCACUUGACCGACCGCAACAGGACGGCGACUCGCGUGUGGUCGGACCAUCGAUCUUCAGACCACCCAGACCGGUUCGAGCGCUGCCCUCAGGUCCUGUGCAGGGAGGGGCUGUUGGACUCAGCGUACUGGGAGGUGGAGUGGAGCGGCGGCGCCGAUAUUGGCGUCACCUACAACAGCAUCUCCAGAGACGGAGACAUGAUGAGCUGCCUGCUGGGACACAACGAGCGGUCCUGGAGUCUGGAGUGCUCGGACAGCAGCUACACGCCGUGCUACAACAACAAGAGGUUCAGGUCCUCCUCACCUGAACCCUUCACCCGCACAGUCGGGGUUUACCUGAACUGGUCUGAUGGAUCCCUGUCCUUCUACUGCAUCUCUCAGGACGCCAUGGUCCACCUCUACACCUUCACCUCCACCUUCACCGAGCCUCUGUACCCGGGGUUCUGGGUGUGGGCCUACGACGGCUCGGUGUCGCUGCGUCAGGUGGAGUUAGACUGGGAACGACUGCUGCAGUGACCCGCUGACACCUGACAGGAAGCUCAUUGGCUGAUCCAGUCACAUCAGAGAUUCAGCUGCAUGUUUCUCUGAGAUCUUUGAUUCUAGAGGUUUGGUAACAAGAGCUGGUUGAUAAACUGUAGCUCACAAAUUAACUGCUCAGCUCAGAGGAGCGAGGAGGCCGUCUGGGACACAAGAGACCAUCCUCCACUGAAGUCUUUUAUCGCACCGACACUUCAGCUUAUCAGAAUCGGCCUGAUCAAAAAACAGAUUCAACUCAGCUGUAAUAUCAACACCAGGUGCAGGUCAUUUAAAGCUUUAUCUCACAGUCGGAGAGAGGAAGAGUCAGUUUUACUUUUUAAAUUGAUUCAUUUUGAAUUAUCAGGUUGAAAAGUUUUCUAUUUUUAUAUAUGUUUAUUUUAAUGAAAGGACUUUGGCCUCAGAAAGGUUGGUAUCACUGCUGAUGUAAUCCCUUCAUCCACCUUUAGAUCACUGCAGACACUGACAUUGGUUCUGGGUCAGUUCUGGUUCUCUGACAGUUUAUUUCAUGCAGAACAUUAAUAAACCAGCAUUAAUAAAACCUGAGAUCAGAAUCUGAUUGAUGUGUA